UAUUUGUGAUUAGCGCCGCGGAAGCUGCUAGAUUAUUUGCCGCGCAAUUGUAUGUGUUUGUUGAGCAUCGUAGUUUGUGUUAUGAUUAUUGCUGUUUGAUUGUUGGAAAUAAGUUAUUUUGUGUUAUAAAAGUGUGGAAACAUGUCUGUACAAUCUCAUCUUCGAUUUCCUGUGAAAAAAGGAAAUAUUUUAGGGAGCAAGUCUGAAAAUUCGCCUGUCAAAUCUGUCGGUGUAAAGCGAGCCCUUUUUGGUGAAGCUCAAUCACCAGCUUCUCCUAAGAAGGCUCGAAUUGUUGAUGAAAAUGUUCCAGCCAGCCCAACAAAAGAAAAAUUUUCGCCAAAACAAGUAUCUUCAUUGCUGAGAGCCAAACAAGCCUUUCAUACCAGUCUUCCUACUAGGCUUAUCGGACGAUCUACAGAGAUAUCUGAAAUUCAGUCCUACAUUAGCGAACGGCUCAAUAAAAAAAUAUCCGGUAGCUUGUACAUAUCUGGAGCUCCUGGAACUGGAAAAACGUGCAGCAUUAUGCAUGUUCUUGAAAGUUUUGACAAGAAGUUCGCUUUUGCCUUUGUUAACUGCAUGUCGGUGUCUUCUCCAGUUGCUAUUUACAAAACCAUUGCCCAGGAACUUAAGCUGCCAUCGAAAGUCAUAAACUCCAAAAAUAUUGCUGAUGCUCUCAAAAAGCAUGUCUCCACUUCAAAGAUUCCAGUUGUUCUUGUUCUGGACGAAAUUGAGCAACUUGAUUGCAAGGGUCAGCAAGUCCUUUACAACUUGUUUGAAUGGCCUCACAUUCCUCAAUCUAUGUUCACCCUUAUUACAAUUUCCAAUGCUAUGGAUCUGACUGAUCGCAUUCUUCCGAGACUGCACACAUUUAAAUGCCAGCCAAAGCUGAUGAACUUUCCUCCUUAUACCAAAGACCAGAUAGUAUCAAUACUUGAGGAUCGCCUAUCUGAAGUACAAGUAAAUGGAAAGCCGGUCAUUAAGCCUAUUGCUAUCCAGCUGUGUGCUCGCAAAAUUGCGGCAGAUUCCGGAGAUAUUCGAAAAGCUCUUAAUGUUUGUACGAGAGCCAUCCAAAUAGUGGAAAAAAAACUUAGUCAAGAUGGAGCUUUGAAAACAACUUCUGAUGACCGAUGCAACCCUGGUAGUCCCAUGAAAAGAGUUGCUGCUACGCAGUGUGUGGAUGUCCAAGAGAUCAGUGCUGUUUUACACAAGAUCCAUGGUUCACGUCUACAAGCAACAAAUUUUGCUGCUAAUUCUGAGACUGUUAUUUUGCCACUUCAUUCCAUGAUUUUGCUAUGUACUCUUGUUCUAAUGAAGAAACAUUGUAAACCUCAGGAUAUGACAGUAGGUAAAGCAUACCAUACCUACAAGAGAAUCUGUCAGAAACGAGACAUCACUAGUGUUAAUGAAAGCGAAUUUCAUAGAUUAUGCUGUGAUGUUGAGUGUCGAGGAUUUCUUCUUCUAAAACCUGCUAAGGCAGCAAGAUUGGCCAAAAUUGUUUUGAAAGUUGAUGAAGUUGAAGCAGAACGUGUUAUGCAAGACAAAGCUAUGUUGCCUGCUAUAUUAGCUGACCACUCUGUUUUAAAUAAGUAAAUAAGUGUUUUGAAUGUAAUCCAUUAUUUUCUAGCUAAGAACUAUUAAUGUGUGAACUUUCAUACAUUCAUUUAUUGAAGGAAUAUUUUUAUAAAUAUUUUACUUUGACAUUUGUCAAAGUAACUUUUUGCAUUCACUUUUGCAAAAUUUAUGUGACAGGAUUUGCUAUAAUACUAUAUAUUUUUACAUUUAUUCCUUUAUAUCUAUUUAAGUACAAUUUUAUUGAUUACAAUUUUAAACUGCACUCAUGAAACUGAGCAUGGAUAGUAAUUUUAACAGAAAUUGAAGAUUUUAUCAACAGAUUAAAAUUUGAGAAUUUUUAAUUUAUCUUAUUCUAAAAAUCUGUUUACUUGUAUGUGUUGUCUAUAUGUUUGUGACAGUUUUAAAGUUAAUGCUUGUAGUGAAGCAGUGAUUGUAUUGCUAACAGAAGUUUGAUGUUUCUGUAAUAGACUGAAUAUGUAAAUUUUUAAUUUAUCAGAUUCUAUAUAUCUAAUUGUGUGUGUUUUUAUGUUUGUGACAGAUCUGUGAAG
This is a messenger RNA of Argiope bruennichi, 2120 nucleotides long. RefSeq names its product cell division control protein 6 homolog (gene Cdc6). Gene Ontology annotation, cellular component: nucleus. The record is from RefSeq and is a predicted model, not a curated record. Bases 142 to 1590 code for a protein of 482 amino acids. NCBI's taxonomy places the organism in Eukaryota, Metazoa, Arthropoda, Arachnida, Araneae, Araneidae. Gene Ontology annotation, molecular function: ATP hydrolysis activity; DNA replication origin binding. The transcript has a single exon. Gene Ontology annotation, biological process: DNA replication initiation; mitotic DNA replication checkpoint signaling; cell division.